AUUCCAUCCGGCAACUCGAAGCGGAGCUGAAGACGAUGGCGACGGAACCUCCUCCCUUCGCCACCAACACCGCUUCCACUAACCAGCGCCAGGAUAGACAGCAAAAGCUAGAAGCUAAACGGCACCGUUCUAUCUUCGAACUACCAUCGGACUUCUUCGAUUCGUGUCUUCUCCUCCAGUCUCCCUUCGCAUCGUCACUCCCAAUUGCUGAGCGCUUCGAGAACCUCUCUGUCAAUACGGAAUGCGACGUCGUAGUGGACGAGAAGCCCGCAAGCGAACAGCAGGCCGCUGAGAACAACGGCAGCGGCAGCAUUAAUAAUGUUAUGCGAAGAUGGUCUUGCAAUACUUGUAAAGCUGAAUUCGAGUCUCUCCAAGACCAGCGCUCUCACUUCAAGUCUGAUAUUCAUCGACUUAAUAUAAAACUAAGUAUUGCUGGAAAAGACACGAUGAGGGAGGAAGAUUUUGAUGACGGCACCUCAGACUCUUUAUGCAAGGAUUAUGACAUAUCAAGUAUAUCAGCGUCUGAUGAUGAUGAUGACAGAGAAUCAGUUCUGCCAAAUGACUUGUAUCUUGGAUUAGAAGGAAGUGUUAAAAAUAAAAUGUUUAUAAAAUUGCAGACUGGAGAGGUAGUUUCACUGUGGAAGUCUUUGCUUCUGAAGGAGUCAGAGCACAUUUUAUUUGAGAAUGAUAAACCAUUUGCCACAUAUGAUAGUGAUGCGGUUAUGCUGUACUUGAGGGAAAGGGAAGUUGUUGAAAAGCUUAAAUCUUUACUCCAUGAACCCAGGGAUAAUACCCAGUUAAGGAUUGUGUUGCUUGCAAGAGGUGGGCACUUUGCAGGCUGUGUCUUUGAUGGUAACUCUGUUGUGGCACAUAAAACAUUUCACAGGUAUGUUAUACGAGCCAAAGCUGGUAAAAAGCAAUCGUCAAAGGAUGCAAGUGGGAAGAUGGCUCACUCAGCAGGAGCAUCACUUCGUCGACAUAAUGAACUUGCUCUGAAAAAGGAAAUUCAGGAAUUACUGGCUGCAUGGAAGCCUUAUUUUACUAAUUCAUCUUGUGUGUUCAUAUAUGCCCCCUCCAACAAUCGUCAACUGUUCUUUGAUGGGAACCAACCAUUUUUUGCUUGUCAGCAUCAUGCCAUUAAGAAUGUUCCUUUGACAGUUCGGAGGCCUACAUUUAAGGAAGCUCGACGAAUAUAUAAUUUAUUGACUCAAAUUUCUUUUGAAGUUAAUGAGGAAGCUUCGUUUAAUGUAAAAAAGGGCUCACUGUUAAGUGAAAGCACUCCUAACAGUGGCUGUUCUGAGCUUAUCAAAGAAGAAUUGGGGCAAAAUUCUGAGAGUAAGGAGAUUAUUGAACCAUCUAUUAGUGGCAAAAAGCUUGACGAUCCUAGUAUAUCAAGUCAAAGUGAGAGUGAAAAUGACAUUAACGGUAUAACAACGCCUUUACACGACGCAGCCAAAUCUGGGGAUGCUCAGAAAGUUUUGGAACUUCUAGAGCAGGGUAUGGAUCCAUGCAUCAAAGAUGAGAGAGGUCGAACUCCAUAUAUGCUUGCAACUGAGAAAGAAGUGAGAAACACUUUUAGACGAUUUAUGGCAUCAAACCUUGAUAAGUGGGACUGGUAUGCUGCAAAGGUGCCUAGUGCAUUGACCAAAGAAAUGGAGGAUUCUCAAGCAGCUAAACAGGCGGAGAAAGAUGCGAAGAAAAAAGCUAGGGCAAAAGAGCUGAAGAAAUUACGUAAAGCAAGACAAAAGAAGGCUCAGGCUGAGGCCAAUGAAGCAAAAGUUACUUCAACCAAGUCUGAGGGUCAACCCCUUGCUCCAGUUUCAGCUCCCAAGGGUUCAUCUCAAUCCCGCUUUUCAGAAAAAUUGUCUAGAGAGGAGGAACUGAAAAGGGCCCAAGACUCUGAAAGGGAAAAGAGAGCAGCUGCAGCCGAGAGAAGAAUCGCUGCCCUUAAACUGCAGAGCACCACAUCAGCUUCUGACUCGAGCGCAUCUGGGACUGACAUCCUAUGUUCUUGCUGCAACGCAUCACUAGCAGGCAAAGUUCCAUUUCAUCGGUAUAACUACAAAUACUGCAGCUCAUCAUGUAUGCAUGUGCACAGAGAGAUCCUUGAAGAUGGAUGAUUGACUUCCUCAGUUCCUUCCUGUUGUAUCUUGUCUCUUUUCAAUUCUUUUAAAUCCCCAUAAUCUAUCUCCAUUGUAUAAACAUUCUACAAUUAUGGCCUUGCAGUCAGUUUUAUAGGAGGUUUAUACAAUAAUAUUUAUGAAAUUGAGAUCGAUUUUCAUGAA
Molecule: messenger RNA, 2285 nt
Organism: Ipomoea nil (Japanese morning glory)
Lineage: Eukaryota; Viridiplantae; Streptophyta; Magnoliopsida; Solanales; Convolvulaceae
Product: ankyrin repeat and zinc finger domain-containing protein 1
Exons: 7
Coding region: 36-2120 (694 amino acids)
Molecular function (GO): protein binding
Source: RefSeq, a predicted model, not a curated record